UUUAAUAUAAGACCAUAGGUAGUCUGUGAUUUUGGAUGGUCUUGUGGUUGUCCUGUCCCAUCUGGUAUCUUUGUUACUGCUCUUUCCCCUUCUGCCAUCUUCUUUCUUCCACACAUUUGUGCCUUUAGCUUCUUUGGUCAUGAAGAUUUACUAAGAAUGAUUGAAAAUGCACAAAUUUCUGAAGUUGUCUCUUUUUGGCAGCUUGAAUUUACGGGUUUGAAUCUUACAGAAUACCAUGUUUUAAAACAGCCCUAUAGCUUUCUGUCUUUUUGUGCUUUCUGCCCUCUAAGCACCACCACAAACAGACAAUAUAGUUAGUAUUUAAAGAUUGCUUGUCUGAUACAGAAUAAACUAUACAUCUUAGCAUCUGAAAAUUAUUCAUGCAGGAGGUUUCCUGUUUACUGAGAACUGGUGGGGUCUGGAGAGGGUUCCACAUCCUUCACCAGGGAUGAUGAUCACAGCAAUGAUAGAGGGAAUGAGAAAGCCUGAGGAGUUCUGGGACAAGUUCAAGACUCAAGACUUUUUAUUUUCCUCUGUUUUUCUACAUAGUGAUGAAGCAACCAUUAUCUCAGGGACAAAGCUUGCUAAACAAGUUUUGAAAGAAGUUCAAAGGGAUGUAGAAUCAUGGAUAUCCUUUGGAAACAAGAGACCUCAUCUCACUGUCAUAUUAGUAGGAGACAAUCCAGCUAGUCAUAUCUAUGUCAGAAACAAGAUAAAAGCAGCUGCAGCUGUAGGCAUUUCUAGUGAGAUCAUACUGAGGCCUAAAGACAUUUCUCAGGAAGAACUCUUAGAUAUGACGGUAAAACUCAACAAGGAUUCUACAGUUAGUGGUUUAUUAGUUCAGCUACCUCUCCCAGAUCACAUAGAUGAACGAACAGUUUGUAAUGCUAUUGCUCCCGAGAAGGAUGUGGAUGGAUUUCAUAUUAUGAAUAUUGGACGUCUGUGUCUUGAUCAGCCUUCUAUAAUACCUGCCACUGCUGCUGCUGUGUGGGAAAUUAUCAAAAGGACAGGAAUCCAAACAUUUGGGAAAAAUGUUGUUGUAGCUGGAAGAUCGAAGAAUGUUGGCAUGCCUAUUUCAAUGCUUUUACAUACUGAUGGAGAGCAUGAAAGGCCUGGAGGUGAUGCUACAGUGACCAUUACUCACAGAUACACACCAAAAGAGCAGCUCAAGAUCCAUACACAACUUGCUGACAUUGUAAUAGUAGCUGCAGGUAUCCCAAAGUUGAUUACAACUGAUAUGGUCAAAGAAGGUGCAGCUGUGAUUGACGUGGGCAUCAACCAUAUCUGUGAUCCUCUUACAGGAAAGACUAAAUUAGUUGGGGAUGUGGACUUUGAAGAAGUGAAGAAGAAGGCUGGCUUUAUCACUCCAGUGCCAGGAGGGGUAGGACCUAUGACUGUUGCAAUGCUUCUGAAGAACACACUCAUAGUUGCUAAAAAGCUCAUUUACUAGAGCAAGCAAGCUGCCUUGGAAGAAGAAUCCACGUUGUUCUAUUUAUUGAUACACAAAACAUUUAUUUUUUACUACAGAAAUAUUUAUUUCUACAUUGUAUUUAUUUUUUCAUGUAAAAUAUGCUAAACUUGACUGUUUACAAAAUGUUAAAAUAUUUUGUGUUAUCUCCUACGGACUUAUUGUGAGCAAAAAUGAUUUGGAGAAUGCAGCCUGUGCAGAUAGGUUGCUGGUCGUCAAUUAAGUGUGUGUCAAUGAAGAAUGAAGCAUGAAUUACGAGUAUACCUGUGUGUCUGGGGAUGGGGUGCAAUUGCCAAGGUCUUUCAAGCACUUGAGACCCUCACUUUUGAUCAAACAGUAUAAAACUAAGUUUCAACAUGGAAGGUAUCUUCAGAGAUGUAUAUGGUUCAGAUUCUGAAGUUGUGAAACACUCUGUAGUUUGAAGUCUUGAAUGAUUUUUUAAAAACAGUUAGAGAUAGCAGCAACAAUCUUGACUCUGAAAGGAGUGAAAGACUGACAUUUCUGUUUUGGCUGCCAGAGACUAAUGUUGCCAUGAAUGCAAAUGUUCAGUACACGUUUUAAAAUAGUCAAGUAAGCUUGAAUGAUGCUGAAAUUCUGACCUUAAACAUAUGCAAGAAGUAUGCAUGAGUUAAGUAGCUAGAAGGGAGGCCAGAAUUCUUUUCUUUCAAAGUCUGGAUUUGUUUAACACAAUGUUUUGGUGCAUAAUACCCUCAUCCACAUGAAGAGAUGACUUUAAGUAGGUAGAAUGUAGUUGAAACUACUGUAUGUGUACAUUAUG
Molecule: messenger RNA, 2246 nt
Organism: Colius striatus (speckled mousebird)
Lineage: Eukaryota; Metazoa; Chordata; Aves; Coliiformes; Coliidae
Gene: MTHFD2L
Product: methylenetetrahydrofolate dehydrogenase (NADP+ dependent) 2 like
Exons: 8
Coding region: 449-1450 (333 amino acids)
Biological process (GO): tetrahydrofolate interconversion
Cellular component (GO): mitochondrion
Molecular function (GO): methylenetetrahydrofolate dehydrogenase (NADP+) activity; methylenetetrahydrofolate dehydrogenase (NAD+) activity; methenyltetrahydrofolate cyclohydrolase activity
Source: RefSeq, a predicted model, not a curated record